AGGAGGCGGCCCCUCGGUGACAGCGCCUUCUUAGGCCGCGCGGCUGCUUCUCAGGGCUGUGCCAGGGAGCUCGGCUGGAGUUACCGUGUUUUAAAUGUUAAAACAUCCCAAGCUUUAUUAAUAAAUCGCCUCCGCGGCUCAGCUGCCCCCUACAGCAGAGCCCGACAGAUUGAGAUCAUUGCUGGCUCUGCCAGUGAACAAAGCGAAACAAAAUGUUAAUAUCACGGCUGAGUUCCCAGUUGCUGAAGGCUUCGAGAAUUGCAGGCCACCUCUUGCCCAGGUCAGUGUCCUCCUUCCUCUGCUGCCGCUCUCCAUCCGCCUGCUACAGCACCCAGCCCCCCAACACCAGCGGGGCCCAGCCCCAGCAGUGGCACACGCUGGACCCUGAGCUGGAGGAGAUCCUGAUUCCCAGGAAACUCUCCAUCAGCCCCUUGGAGAGCUGGCUGACAGUCAGGUACUCCCUCCCCAAAGCUGAGGGGGCUCAGGAAGAAGUGAGCCAUGAAAACCCCCAGCCCUCAGAGUGUCCCCCUCCUGCUGGGCAGGGGGAUGUGGAGGAAGGAGAGGGAGACAGAGUGCAGUGCAGGAAUGUGCUGAAGAUCCGCAGGAGGAAGAUGAACAGGCACAAGUACAGGAAGCUGCUGAAGAGGAGGAAGUUCAUCCGCAGGAGGAUAAAGGAGGGGCGCAAGAAGAAGCGUCAGGUAAAAUUUGAGAAAGAUUUGGAGCGUGUCUGGAAAAAAGCUGGCUUGAAAACUGCUCCUGCAGGGUGGCAAACCCCCAAGAUCUACCUGAGGAGUUCCAAGCGAUAAAAAAACUACACCUGCCACAAAUUUUAACCUGCAAUUGUAAUUAAAAAAAUAUUUAAGUAUGUCCAUGACAUUUAACAUUUUUCUGAUUGUGAUGAAAAGAAUAGGAAGGAGUUUUGCAAGGAGCUUUUCCUCCCCAAAGGAGAGUUGUGAGCUCUUUCCUCUGUCCUGUGGUCAUUGCUGAAUUUCUGAAAUCCCUCUUUGAGAUGAGACUGAAGGUAAAAAAAAAAAUCAGGUGUGGGAGAUGGGAUCAGGGAAAGAAUUGCUGUUGUUUAUAUGGCACAAAGCUUUGGAAAAGUUCUUUUUUGAAUUGCAUUCUUUCACAGCCUUUAUUGCAGAAAGAUUGGGGUUUUCCUGAGAGUUGUGGUGGGAUGGGAAUUGGAUCAGAAUCAAUUAAUUAAUUAAUCAGGAUUUACCUACAGGAGUUUUUGUUGUCUCUUAUCUGGAGCCUUGGUGUGCCUUGGGCAUUGUGUGAGCAUCCUUAAAAGGCACUUUUAUUUUUGUGUUCUCUUUUGUGCUAAUAAAAAAUGGUUAUUUUUGUCUUUGACUGAUCCCUGUCAUGUAGAACAUCCAGAUAUUGGACAAAGUAGAAGCUCAGAGCUAAUUAUUCAUUAACUACACCAACUUUUGUGCCUGAGACAAGGCUGAUACAAUCAGCUGCUCUUGCAUGGUUGAAGAGAGUUGUGAAAGCUGAGAAAAAUAAACCCUCAGGACAUUUUAUCUGG
Messenger RNA from Oenanthe melanoleuca, 1528 nucleotides. It is a transcript of the gene AURKAIP1, whose product is annotated as aurora kinase A interacting protein 1. NCBI's taxonomy places the organism in Eukaryota, Metazoa, Chordata, Aves, Passeriformes, Muscicapidae. Bases 213 to 806 code for a protein of 197 amino acids. The transcript has 4 exons. Gene Ontology annotation, biological process: mRNA processing. Gene Ontology annotation, cellular component: mitochondrion. The record is from RefSeq and is a predicted model, not a curated record.